AAUUCUGCAAUGGCACUGGAUCAUAUUUCUACAUUGCUACCGCUCGACGAAUGAACUUUACUGCUGCGCAGAAAGGAUGCCAAUCCCAAGGAGCGACAUUGGCAAAGAGUUGGGAACUUAGUGCAAAGUGCCCUAGUGUUUUAACUUCCUUGAAAAAGAGCGCAAUGGUAUCUGAGAGUCCGUCUUCUGAUAUUACCGUCUUGUGUGAAGUGAAACCUGAAGUGGAAUGUACCACCGCCCAUUCAAACCUUCACGAAACCCUCAUGCUUGUGGGUUAUCUAACACAUUCAGACCGGAGAGCUAGUGAAAGGAGGGAGUUAUGCAAACAGCAGCAUGCACAGUGGGCAGGAUAUUAUCACGACGCUUUGACCUCCAGAAGUCAAUGCUCUGGAAAUAUCGAUACCAUCGCGAAGAGGAUUCCUGGCAUGGUAGAUGGUUUCCAACGCGUAUACUGUAAACGUUCUACAUGCCCUGCUGGUACACGUCUUGUCGGGGGUGAAUGUACACUGACUACUGAAUGUGAUUCAAGAAACGUGCUAACAGCAAUAAUGACCCAUGGAGUUAACUAUGACGAGGCGGCCGCGGCUUGUACGGCUCGCGGAAUGACUUUGCCAGACAAAAGCCUCUCCAGCUGCUAUAAGAAUUUGUUCAGUAACGCCCUCAACAACAGCCGGGCCUGGGUACACAGCGACACGGGGGCCGCGGUACGUGCAACUGAUGACGUCCACAGUGUGCGCAACACCAGGAUGGGCGUGCUGCUUUGUGCCCGGGCAUGCCCCAAUGGUACACAUCUCCUUGGAGGUCAAUGCAUAUACAAGGUUGACUGUGACCCAGUGGACAACCUAAUUGGCAUGUGGACCAAUGGUGAGAACUUUGCGGAGGCCGAAGCAACUUGUCGAAAACUUAACAUGACAUUGCCUAGAAGUUGCACUUGGACGUGCUACAAACAGUUUGCAGACAUCACUGGAACUAACUACCAAAGAGGCUGGGUGAACGAUAUCACUGGAGAUCUGGCCCUGGACACACAUAGUUUACGGAGCAAUCGACAUCACACAAGGUUUCCCUUCACGUUUUGCGUCCAACCAUGCCCUACCGGUUCGCACCUUGAGGGAGGUAAAUGCAUCAGAAAAAUUGAAUGUGAGCACGCAAACAUCAAGAUAACUGCUAUUUGCACUCAUGGAGAGAACUUUUGUGAGGCCGAGACAACUUGUAGGAACCGUCACAUGAUGUUGCUUAGCAAUCGUCCCGACAUUUGGCAUUGCAUCGAACAUUACACUGUGACAUUUGGCGAGCGACCAGCCUGGAUGAAUACAACCGUGAGAAACGAGGCCUUAGCUACAGAUGGUGUUCAAUACGAUCGAAAUAGCACGAAACUGUACCUCACUGCGUGCGUCUCAGUUGGUGAGUAGUGAGCCGCCGGCCAUGUCGAACGAAGAUUUGGAGCGCUAAGGACCGUUGAGGGAAUAUCAACAGGGGGAAAAGAGCCCAGUGAUUUGCGUCCAGUGCCGGACUGCGAUCAUUCCUAGCCCACGUUUAUGCCUUGGUCGAACUAUAGUUAUUCCAAGUCUAAUGAAAUCAUCAAAAUGACCGUUUGAUUCCUGAUUUUUGCUGCUCUUCGCAUGCUUCUUUUGCACGUCUUUUGUGUGUUGAGAAUGUUAAUCAUAUAUUUUCUCUCUGACUGACUUUGGGUGUGCUGCCUAGUUGGUGGAUUAUUUCUAUUCAUAACGAAAGCCUCUU
Sycon ciliatum is the source of this 1737-nucleotide messenger RNA. RefSeq lists its product as uncharacterized. Lineage: Eukaryota; Metazoa; Porifera; Calcarea; Leucosolenida; Sycettidae. Bases 51 to 1409 code for a protein of 452 amino acids. The record is from RefSeq and is a predicted model, not a curated record. The transcript is spliced from 9 exons.